AUGACUCAUGAAUUUGUUUUUAUCGCUUUCUUGCGAAAUUUAACUUAUAAAAGCACUUUCUCACCGUAAUUCUCGUAUUUCAGAAACUCAAAUACCAGCUUAAUACACAUAAAAUCAUCAUGGGAGCCGGAGAAAGCAGUAUGGCCUUGGAAAAACACUUAUUUGAUCUUAAAUUCGCAGCGAAACAGUUGGAAAAGAAUGCUCAACGAUGCGAGAAGGAUGAAAAGGUCGAGAAAGACAAGCUGACGGCAGCUAUUAAGAAAGGAAACAAAGAAGUCGCACAGGUUCAUGCUGAAAAUGCGAUCAGGAAGAAGAAUGAAGCAGUGAACUACAUUAAAAUGGCCGCCAGAAUCGACGCAGUGGCCGCCCGAGUUCAAACCGCCGCCACACAAAAACGAGUAACCGCCAGCAUGAGCGGCGUAGUGAAAGCCAUGGAAAGCGCCAUGAAGAGCAUGAAUCUCGAGAAAGUUCAACAGUUGAUGGAUAGAUUCGAAAGAGAUUUCGAAGAUCUCGACGUGACCACAAAGACGAUGGAAAAGACGAUGGACGGAACGACAGUGUUGAAUGCUCCGAAGUCACAGGUGGAUGCUCUGAUUGCAGAGGCCGCCGACAAGGCAGGCAUCGAGCUCAACCAGGAGCUUCCGUCAAACGUGCCAACUGCUCUGCCGACCGGGACGCAAGCUGUUUCAGAAGACAAGGACCUCACAGAACGCCUGGCUGCUCUUCGCAACAUGUGAUCUUCCAGAUUUCUCAAGAAAUUUCUGUGAAUAUGAAUAUUCUGCUGACGGUUUCAUUUUUAAAAUUAAGAUACUGCUUUUUUUCUUGUAUAUACAACAUUUCUCUCAAUAAUGAAGCAACAAUUUUU
Caenorhabditis elegans is the source of this 865-nucleotide messenger RNA. It is a transcript of the gene did-2, whose product is annotated as Charged multivesicular body protein 1b. NCBI's taxonomy places the organism in Eukaryota, Metazoa, Nematoda, Chromadorea, Rhabditida, Rhabditidae. The transcript is spliced from 3 exons. Bases 120 to 737 code for a protein of 205 amino acids. The record is from RefSeq and is marked reviewed. Gene Ontology annotation, biological process: vacuolar transport.